AUGGAGCGAGUAGCGCUAGUUUCCGGGCCGGGUGAGUCCGACAACCACCAGGCGAUCCGAGAUGUUGUAGACCCUUCCCAGAGCAGCGAGGCAAGUGGAGUCGCAGAUGAGGCUUGGGUUCUGGGCUUGACGUCGAGUGCAAUUCGACGAGAAGCCGAAGAGCAGAGGCUUGCUACUCGCAGAGUCUUCAGAUUGCAGACCCCCGAGGGUCUCACGAAGACCUUCUUGCGAUGGAAGUCCUACAAGCGAUCGCCUGGUCCUGGGCAUGGAGAGGCGGCAGAGUCGGAGUCGGAGUUCAACUCUGCGCAGGUUCUUUCGCUACUCUACCGAUGCGCUUUCCAGGCUGUCUUUCCCAGGACGAGCGACGACAUACCGGAGGAGUUCCGGGACCUAGACCUCCUGUGCCAGAGGCAUUCAGUGAUGUCGUUGGCUCUGCAUGGAGCAGUGGUUGACAAAGUCACAGCGCUCCACGACCCUUCUCAAAGGCAACGCCUUUGGGAGCUCUGGCCACGACUCAGAGGAGGGCUUGCCUCGAUGCCCAUUGACAGCAUUGUCACCUACUUUGGCAUCCAUACUGCCGAGUAUUUCGCCUUCCUGCACGAGUACGCGACGUGGCUCCUGCUGCCUGCCGUGCUCGGGGUUGCCGUGCAGGCAGUCCUAAGCCUUGGGCACGACGGGCUCGACGCGGCUGAGCCGAGCGUAUUAUUGAACAAUCUGACAGCCUCUGACAACCCUGCAAAGCGGGUUUUCACCGGAGCCAUGGUCGCGGAGCCCGGGCCCCGAGAGCGGAAGCGGAGCAGCCGAUUCAUCGCUCGCAGCAGGGUGUGGACCACAGCCUUCAUCGAGCACUGGAAGCGCUGCCGUUCCGGACUGCACUACCAGUUCGGAGCGAGGCUGGAAGACCGUCAAGCAGAAGCGGAGUGUGAGGCUCCUGCAGCGUACUGCAUCGAGACAAAGCGUCUGGCACGUGCCUUCGCUGCUGGCUCGCGGCAACGAGCAGAGUCGGACCACAAGGUGCAUGACCUGCCGAAGGAUAAAGAACAGGGCUUGGCCGGGUUCCUUAUCUUAUUUCGAUUUCUCCGGACGGUCGUGGCGAUGAGCUGUUUGGCUGCAGCAGUUUCUGGAGUCGUCUACUUGCUGCUCCGACUCGGUGAGGCAGAGCCAUGCAGCACACGGCACGGCCACUACAUGGGGUGCACCUUGCAACAGAUAGAGAUAGAGCGCGACAUGACAACCAGCAGACAACGGUCCAUGUGUUGCGGCGACUGUCCUUGUUCGACAUCACGGCAUGGAUGCUGCGUGGCAGAUAUUAUCUACAGCUCAAGAGGAGACACCUAG
Symbiodinium sp. CCMP2592 is the source of this 1338-nucleotide messenger RNA. Lineage: Eukaryota; Dinophyceae; Suessiales; Symbiodiniaceae. The record is from the annotation of a GenBank genome assembly.